Messenger RNA from Lagenorhynchus albirostris (white-beaked dolphin), 907 nucleotides. It is a transcript of the gene HOXA6, whose product is annotated as homeobox A6. NCBI's taxonomy places the organism in Eukaryota, Metazoa, Chordata, Mammalia, Artiodactyla, Delphinidae. Bases 202 to 903 code for a protein of 233 amino acids. The record is from RefSeq and is a predicted model, not a curated record. The transcript is spliced from 2 exons. Gene Ontology annotation, biological process: regulation of transcription by RNA polymerase II; anterior/posterior pattern specification. Gene Ontology annotation, molecular function: RNA polymerase II cis-regulatory region sequence-specific DNA binding; DNA-binding transcription factor activity, RNA polymerase II-specific. Gene Ontology annotation, cellular component: nucleus.
UGCUGCCUCGGUCGCCGCGGUCCCCGGGGAGCGGGCUCCGGCGCUCGCUCCCAUUGGCCGCCGCCGCGUCAGCUGGUGCGAUUUGCUGCUGUCGCUUUUGGCGUUCGGCCAUCCAGAAACAAACCAGUUCGAUGACUACUAAUAGUUAUAGCCAGAUGUACUAAUACACAACAAAUCACAGUCCUGCAGAGGGGCGCGCAAAUGAGUUCCUAUUUUGUGAAUCCCACUUUCCCCGGGAGCCUGCCCAGCGGCCAGGACUCCUUCUUGGGCCAGCUGCCCCUCUACCCGGCCGGCUAUGACGCGCUGAGGCCCUUCCCGGCCUCGUACGGGGCGUCGAGCCUCCCGGACAAGACGUACACCUCACCUUGUUUCUACCAACAGUCCAACUCGGUCCUGGCCUGCAACCGGGCGUCCUACGAGUACGGGGCCUCAUGUUUCUAUUCUGAUAAGGACCUCAGUGGUGCCUCGCCCUCGGGCAGUGGCAAGCAAAGGGGCCCCGGGGACUACCUGCACUUUUCUCCCGAGCAGCAGUACAAACCCGACAGCAACAGCGUGCCGGGCAAAGCCCUCCAUGACGAAGGCACCGACCGGAAGUACACGAGUCCUGUUUACCCCUGGAUGCAGCGGAUGAACUCCUGCGCGGGUGCUGUGUACGGGAGUCACGGGCGCCGAGGCCGCCAGACCUACACGCGCUACCAGACGCUGGAGCUGGAGAAGGAGUUCCACUUCAACCGCUACCUGACGCGGCGCCGCCGCAUCGAGAUCGCCAACGCGCUCUGCCUCACCGAGCGCCAGAUCAAGAUCUGGUUCCAGAACCGCCGCAUGAAGUGGAAAAAGGAAAAUAAACUCAUCAAUUCCACACAACCCAGCGGGGAGGACGCUGAGGCAAAAGCGGGCGAGUAGACGC